Molecule: messenger RNA, 3922 nt
Organism: Lutra lutra (Eurasian river otter)
Lineage: Eukaryota; Metazoa; Chordata; Mammalia; Carnivora; Mustelidae
Gene: RNF183
Product: ring finger protein 183
Biological process (GO): protein ubiquitination
Molecular function (GO): ubiquitin protein ligase activity
Source: RefSeq, a predicted model, not a curated record
CCCAAACCCCCAACCCAAAGAUCAAGAGCCACUCUAGCGCUACCUGACUGAGCCAACCAAACACUCCUGGAAUGGUGUUUUUAAAAUGGAAUAUUAAAAAAAAAAAAAAAAAAAAAAAGGAAUGGUGAUGAGGCCCCGCCCCUCCACUCACCCCUAGAAUUAAAUCCAGAUUUGUUCCCCAGCUUCCAGGGCCCGCCUCCACCCUCCCUGGCUUGGUCUCCUGAGCCACCUUCCUGCUCCAGCCUCACCCAGCAAACCUCAGGGUUCUUUCACUUCCUCAAUCUGGCAGAGCCUUUUUUCACCUUGGGACUUUGGUACCUGUUGUUCCCUUAGCCUGGAACGUCCUUCCCUCUACGCUGUGUGGCUGGUUUCUUGUCCUCCUUCAGACAUAGCUUUCAGAAACCCUCUCUGCUGCAACCCUCCCUGGUGGCUUCCUAAGCCUGUUUUCCUUUCUGUCCUUUGUAGCACGCAUUACAUAUUAACUGCCCACUGCUCAUUAGAUGGCUUUUCCCCUCAUUACACUCUAAAUGUCAUGAGGUCAAAGUCGUGUCUCUUUGGUCCACCAUUAUUCACCCAGUGCCUAGCACAACUCCUGGCAUGCAGUGGGCAUUCAAUACCUUAAUAACUGUACAAUGACUGCAUGGUCCACAGAAGGUGCUCGUAGUUAAGGAACCCUGGUAAACUCGUCCAGCUUCGGCCAGAGCUGUUCCAUCCUCCUUCUGCAUACCUUUGCUUCAUCUUCCCUACAUGGAACAGUGGCAGAAGUCUAGAAGAAAAUCAGGAAGCCAUGGGCGGGCAGGAGAGUGUCAGCAGGUUUUGCUUCAGGUUUCAACUGAGUCAGGGUGGAUGGCGCCCUAGGAGGAGCACCAGGGAGACUUGGUUCCCCCAAACUCCCUGCACGCUUCCUGGAUUCCUACGAGAGACUCACGGCUCCGGGAAUCUCCUGAUAGGUGCAAACACUUAGUGCGUGGUGAUUAGCACACAUCCAGCAGCCUAGCUGGGGGACCUUGGGUGAGAGUCACUUCUUGGCUCCCAUCUGCAAUGUGAGUGGUUAGGAUGGAGAAGUGAUUUUUCGACUUUUUUUUGUCCCCCCUCGGCAGCUCAACUUUUCAACUUAUUCAAGUGAUUGAUAGGAGAAAAGCUAGGUGUUUCUGGGUGAAAUGGGGAAGUGGGGCUGGAACUCUCCUCCUUCCUGACUCCCUCUUUUAAGUCCCCAAGGGUGGUGAGAUGGCCAGCCUUCGGACUCUAAGACCUCAGUGGUCACUGCCUGCCAGGCUGUGUUCUAAGAACAAAGAUGGCAGCAAGAUUGCUGUGGUUACAGCAACUUGGGCACAUUAAAUUAUCAGAAAGGUUGGGUACCUGGCUGGAUCAGUCGGAGGACCAUGCACCUCUUGAUCUCUGGGUCAAAAGUUUGAGCCCCACGUUGGGUGUAGAUGUUACUUAGAAAUAAACAAAUUUGCUGAAUCUGAGGUACAGAGAUUUUAGGCUGUGUAGCCAUCAAGUUCACAGCCACCCAAGUGCAGGGUGGGCAGCCUCUGUGUGAGGAGGUUUUAGCCAUUUUAGAAAAGAAAUGAGGGCCCAGGAGAGCCCAGAGGCUCACUUACCCUCUCCACAAUCUAGAAAAAGGAAAUUGCCACCCCUACCUUCCCAGGCCAUGGAGACCUUCAAGGUCUUGAAGAGACCACCCACAAGCUUGCAGAUGUUUGGCUUCCACGGUUGGUUGUUCGCCACACCCUGGGGGAACCCUGCUCCCCCACCUCCCUGCCCCUGCCACCCAGGCAGCUUUGUGGCCUGUGCCAUAGGCAGUUGCGCUCAAGAGGCUGCAGCCCCGGCCACCUGGCACCUCCAGGUGCUGCGUGUGUGCUGCCAUGGAGACGGGCCGGGUUGGUGGCUGGUGGAGAGAAGGCAGUCUCCCAAAGCGGUGUGGAUUCAGGAGAGGGAAAGACUGGAGCCUCGGGUCCUUCAGGUAGUCUGCCUGACCACCCUAGUACCAAGGAAGCCUAGGACAUUCCUGCCAGGCCUCCCAGCGUCUCAUCUGAGGAUGGCAGAGGGGCAGGGCCAGGAGCCCGAGUGCCCUGUCUGCUGGAACCCCUUCAACAACACAUUCCAUACCCCCAAAGUGCUGGACUGUUGUCACUCCUUCUGUGUGGAGUGCCUGGCCCACCUCAGCCUGGUGACCCCAGCCCGACGGCGGCUGCUGUGUCCGCUCUGUCGCCAGCCCACUGUGCUGGCUUCUGGGCAGCCGGUCACUGACUUGCCCACGGACACUGCUGUGCUCACCCUUCUUCGCCUGGAGCCCCAUCAUGUCAUCCUGGAAGGCCACCAGCUCUGUCUCAAGGACCAGCCCAAGAGCCGCUACUUCCUGCGCCAGCCCCGGGUCUACACACUUGAUCUAGGCCCUGAGCCUGGGAGCCAAACAGGGCCGCCCCCAGACAUGGGUGCUACCACCAGGUCUCUGCCCAUUCCCAUCCCUAGCCGCUACUCUCUGAGGGAGUGUUUCCGCAACCCUCAGUUCCGGAUCUUUGCUUACCUGAUGGCUGUUAUCCUCAGUGUCACUUUGUUGCUCAUCUUCUCCAUCUUUUGGACCAGGCAAUUCCUCUGGGGUGUGGGGUGAGUGCUGUUUCUGGACAAGGAACCAAGCCUUUAAAAACAAUUUUUCCCCCCAAAUUCUUAUUAAGUAGGCUCCAUGCCCAGCGUGGAGCCCAACAUGGGGCCUGAACUCACGACCCCAAGAUCAAGACCUGAGUUAGCAAGAGUCACACACUUACCCAACUGAGCCACCCAAGAGCCCUGGAUCUAAGCCCUUCUUGACUACUGCUGGGGACGGGGACUGCACAGCCUCAUUUGGGGUUGUCUUCCUUCGUAGUACUGCUAAUUUUUACAACGUAUCAGUCCAUAUGUUUGCUUCUGGAAACAGAUUCCUAACUAUGAUUAGAACCUCUGAAAGCUAAAAGGCUGGGAAAAGAUGUGAAGAGACCUCUGGGUGUGAGCCAUGGGGCCAAGGGCAGAGAAGCAGAUCUGUGAUUACAGGGCUACGGAGCAAGUUGUGCCAAAAGGCUGGACCACGGUAUCCAGGAGCCCGACUAGCCCAGAGAGAAAGUUGCAUUUCUCAAUGGAGUUGCUUCGGACUCAGUUCAUGUUUGAGUUGCUCCUUUUAUUGUGUUGCUAAGAUUUUGCAAAGUGAGCUUCAAUUCUGUGAGCAAGUGUGUAUGCCUUCUUUCAGUUUUCUCUUUGGAAGUCUUGCCACCAGUCCCAGGAAAAAAUAGUGUGGACUCACGAAUUCACGCACUUACUCAUUCAACCACCACUUACUUGGCCCAUCUGUGUCAGAACUAAGGGAUGCAACGGGUGGGAUUAUCCAUGGGUGACAGACAGCCUUUACCACCAAGGAGGGCAUGUUCACUCAGUGGCUUCUUGAACCAGACAACCUGUCAGUAUGUGCUUUAUGGAGUGUUUAGAGUAUAAAAGUUUAAAGAUGAAAAGAAACCAGGUCAGUGGGUCAAAAGAAAUCUGGGAUUUGGAGAAAAGGUGUUUAUUUCUCCUGUUAGGUGCAGAGGCUCCGAUUUAACCUGGAUGUUGGGUAGAGCCCACUCCCCUCCUCCAGCCAAUGGAAUUCUGACCUUGAGAGGUAAAGCCGAGAAGCCCUGGACAGAGGAACAGCCUUAGCUUCUAUGCCAGGCCAAGCAGACAGGGGACCCUGGUCUUCAUUUUACAUGACAGGAUCUCAGAACCAAGGCAAACUAGAUGCUUUGGCUGUCUGGCUAUAAGGUGUUACCUCUGCAGUGUAUAAACCCCCUGCUGCUUCCCCAGUUUUAAUACUGCCGUGUAGCCCACGGCUCUGGAACAGUCUCAAAGUGGUUAAAACACCAUCACAAUUAUGAAAAGAUCUUGAUUUGCAGAAUAAACUUUCAGAGGUCAGAAA